Molecule: messenger RNA, 3266 nt
Organism: Planococcus citri (citrus mealybug)
Lineage: Eukaryota; Metazoa; Arthropoda; Insecta; Hemiptera; Pseudococcidae
Product: putative serine protease F56F10.1
Exons: 9
Coding region: 65-1636 (523 amino acids)
Biological process (GO): proteolysis
Molecular function (GO): dipeptidyl-peptidase activity; serine-type exopeptidase activity
Source: RefSeq, a predicted model, not a curated record
CACAAGCAUCAUUUAGUACGUUUAGUUACUGGUCAUAUUCCGUAGCAUUAUCAUACCUUGAACGAUGUAUCUCGAGAAAACAAUCAACUGGGUAAUAUGGAUAGUUCAAAUUUCAGUUCUGACUGUUCCAUCGACGAUAAGUAAACAAGAACCUGAAGUUGACAGGCGGUUAUAUCGAACUUUAAGAGAAGAAUAUUCACAGACAGAUGAAAACCGAGAAGAGACAUCCGCCCGAUAUUUCGAACAGAUAUUAGACCAUUUCAACCCGGUCAAUGAAGUAAAAUUUUCACAGCGUUACUGGAGAAACUCAAAGUAUCGUAAAGAUGACGGCCCAGCAUUUCUGAUAAUACAAGGCGAAGGUCAUGGUGUGGUGGACUGGGUUCUUGGUGGGCAAUGGGUGUCGUAUGCUGAAGCUUUCAAUGCUGAUAUUUUCUCAUUAGAGCAUCGCUUCUAUGGCAACAGUGUGCCGAAAAACGAUACCACUGUACAGAAUCUUAUUCAUCUGAACAGCGGCCAGGCCAUCGCCGAUAUUGCCUAUUUUAUACGAGGAGUAAGUAAAGAAUACGCAAUGUCCAAUGAUACAAAAUGGAUCGUGUUUGGAUGCGGCUAUGCUGGCACUUUGGCAGCAUGGCUUCGUCUCAAAUACCCUUACCUAGUCCAUGGAGCAGUUUCUUCCAGCGCUCCACUUCUGGCCAAGGCGGAUUUUUCAGAAUAUUAUCAAGAACUAAAAUCAAUACUUGAUCUCCACAAUCCGAAGUGUUCUAGUAAAAUUGCCGAAGCUAAUGAACAAUUGGACCGUUUAAUCAAAACUGAAAAAGGACGGAGACACGCGAGCAGAUUAUUUCAAUUAUACACUGAAUUGGAGAACACUCCAGAGGACAUAACAUCUCUAUUCGACGCAUUGGCUGAAAAUAUUGCCCAAGUUGUGCAAAACAAUCGCGGGAAGAGAGCAGCUAGCGCUGUAAUAACCGAAGACCCGCCAACAAUUCAGACUAUUUGUGACAUAAUGACUUAUGCUGGCGUCUCAGCACUUGAUCUGUACGCUGCAGUCAAUAUUUUCAUAAUAAAAUCAUAUCUAUGGGGUUGGAGAAAUCAUAGUAACAAAAACCGUGUUGAAAGACAGAAAAAUACCACAUACCCGUACUUUUAUUAUGGAGAGAGACAAUGGAAUUACCAACUUUGCACAGAAUUUGGGUUUUAUCAAACUUCUAGCAAGUCUUCGGAUUUGUUUGGAGCUCACAUUCCUUCGAAGUAUUUCACUAAAUCUUGUGAAGAUGUAUUUGGCCCAGAGUUCAACGAAACACGACUAAACCACGGGAUCUAUCGAACCAACACCAUGUACGGAGGAAAGAAAAUAAAUGUUGGAAAUCUCGUAUUUGUUCAUGGAUCCAACGAUCCGUGGAAAGCCCUUGGUGUGACUCAUGUACCUAAAAAUGCUCCUUAUGAGAUUAUACUUAUUAAUGGAACAGCCCAUUGCGGUGAUAUAGAUCCGUAUGAAGAUGGAGACAAAGAGGAGUUGAAAGAGGCUCAAAAUAAAAUCAUCAUCAUCAUAUUUAUUUACUGUAUCAGUACACAAAGUACUAUCACAAACUACAAACUUACGUCAUAUUUUAUAAUAGGUCUUGAAUUAGUUUAGGUUUUAAUCUUCUGUUUACUGUUGGUAAAAGAAUAUCACGUAAAUUUGACAAUUUUGACAUAUUACAAUAUGUAUUCAUACUUAAAAUUAGAGCAUGAGUGUACAGAUCUGUUACAUUUAAUUCUCUAUGUAUUUGUGAAUUGCGGACAAACCAUGGGCUGUGGGUUACGAUGCGAAGAAUUUUGUUUUGAAAUGUGUUGAGCUUUUUAAAAUUUGUUUUAGAGCUACCUAUCCAUACUAUAGAACCAAAAGUCAAGAUAGGACGAAUCAGGGAUGUGUAAAGUAGUUUACCAUUUGAUAUACUGAGAUUAGAUCUCUUGUUUAGAAGUGGAUAUAGUAGAUUUAAACGAUUAUAGGCAGUUUUUAAUUUGAUAUCAAUAUGAUCAGUAAAAUUUAAUUUUGUGUCUAGAUGAAUACCUAAAUAUCUGAUUGACUCGCUUUUCCAAGGUAAAUAGGUAUUAUCAAUUUGAAUGUUCAUAUUGGUAUCAAUUUUACGAAGAGAAAAGAUUUUAGAUUCACAUUUGUUUGGGUUAAGUUCGAGCUUCCAGCAUUUAAACCAGUUAGAACAAGUAUUUAUAGAAUUUUGAAGGGAAUUAAUAGCUAUAUCGAGGUUAGCGUUUUGGUGGAGAAGGCAGAUAUCAUCAGCAAAGGAUGCAAUGACAGAAUCUUGUCCUGCUGUGAAGUCACAGCAGAAUAGGUUAUAAAGUAUUGGACUUAAAACAGCACCUUGCGGAACACCAAUUGUUAUAUUUUUAAUAGGAGAAAAACUAGAACCUAUCCGGACAGUAAACGACCUGUUUUCUAAAAAUGAUUUUAUUAUUUUAAUCAAGUAUAAGGGAAGAUUUUGUUGACAUAAUUUAUAAAGUAAACCAUUGUGCCAAACAGAAUCAAAGGCUUGUUUGACAUCAAGAAAACAUGCAGUUGAAUAUAAUUUGUUUUCAAACCCAUCAUUAAUGAUUUUAGUAAUUCUUUGGGCUUGGUAAACACAAGAGUAUUUUUUACGAAAACCAAAUUGAUGAAAAGGAAUAGAUUCUUUUUUUGAAAUUUUACUAAGGAUUCGUUUAAGAAGAAUACGUUCAAAAAUUUUGGAGAGGGAACAGAGGAGGCUGAUAGGCCUGUAGUUAGAUGGAUCAUUUUUUGGUUUAUUAGGUUUAGGUAUCACAAUUAAGACAGCAGUUUUCCAAUUUUUGGGGAAAUAGGAUAGUUUAAGACAGGCAUUAAAAAUAUUUACAAGUUGGUUUAUAAAAUUUUCAGAAAGGUUUUUUAGAGUUAAAUUGGUGAUACUAUCUAUGCCUGGAGAUUUCUUGUUUUUAAGUUUUUUAAGAAUAGUUUUAACUUCAGCAGCAUUGGUUUCUUUAAUUCUUCUUGUGGGAGUCUUAGUGAUGAAUGAUAUAGUUUGUUGCAUUAGAUUUUCUUCUUGUUGUGUGGUAGAAAUUUUCCUACCAAAUAUUUUUUGAAAAUGGUUAGCAAAAAGAAUACCUUUCUCUUGGUCUGAAGUAGCUGGAAUAUCUCCCAAGAUUGGGAUAUCUUGAGGCAAUUUUAUUAUUUGUUUUGUAGCUUUCCAGAUAUCAGAGUUGUUGAUUGGUAUAUUAGAAAGGAAACUUUGGAAUUUAUCAUUACGAAAUUUAAA